AGUAUGGUUAAGUGCAAAUUCACUACGCAUUAUUCGGGUAGACGGUAUAAUCACUAAGGAAGCUUACGGGAGAGAUUGGAGUCGCGUUCUCCUUUUUCUUCGUUCAACCAACCAUCCAUUCAAGGAUUACACCUCAUACCUAGCACACCUCAAAUCCCGAAACCAUCGAAAAGACUCAAUCAGUCGCAUGACCGCCAAUUGACCGCGUUUCGGACAGUUUACCCGCAGUGGAAACUUCGUGAGAUUCCAAGAAUAGCCUAUUCUCCGUUUUACGGUGUACAACACAGUACAGUUGGUACAGCCAGGGGGGGUUGGAAAAAAAGGACGAAGGGAAAUAAAAAAAAGUUGAGGAAAAUUAAGGGAAAAAUUAAAAAAUUAAAAAAAAGGCCUUCACCGCCUUGGUCUGCCAAACUGCAACACAAGCGUCUCCCCAAGCUUACGUUAUCGAAACACGUCUCGAUAAGUCGCCUCUUUCGCUCUGCACACGACAUAUAGUUAUCUCUUUUGCCUAGGGAAGUUGUCGGUGAAGAGCUUCGGGAAGGGAAGACGGUAACGGACAUGUCGUUGCUACAAGCCUUCCGCAACCUAUCCCGCCGCACCCGCAUAUGCGUCGGCGUGGGUCUGUUUGCCUGGGGCCUCGCCGGGCUGCGUCUGUCCGGCCGCGUCGAGGAGCAGUUCGGCCUCACGCCUACCGAGGAGGACAAGGCCGCGCUGGCCAAGUUUUUCCCUAGCAUCACCGCCGUCGAUGCCAAUGUCGAGGACGCCAGUCCCAUUAAUCCCGAUUUCAGGUCUAGUUCCGGUUCUGGGAAUGGUGGCAAUAAGCGGUGAAUAAAUCACCUACAGCACUAUACCUGCGUGACCUGCCUGCCUAGGUCCCUUAGUGCAAUGAACUAGGGGCCUUGGUGGGCUACGUAGGAGGCUGGGAGAAG
Molecule: messenger RNA, 929 nt
Organism: Annulohypoxylon maeteangense
Lineage: Eukaryota; Fungi; Ascomycota; Sordariomycetes; Xylariales; Hypoxylaceae
Exons: 3
Coding region: 559-828 (89 amino acids)
Source: RefSeq, a predicted model, not a curated record